Messenger RNA from Fragaria vesca subsp. vesca, 2189 nucleotides. Its product is annotated as amino-acid acetyltransferase-like. Gene Ontology annotation, cellular component: cytoplasm. Bases 1 to 1800 code for a protein of 599 amino acids. The transcript has 10 exons. Gene Ontology annotation, molecular function: L-glutamate N-acetyltransferase activity, acting on acetyl-CoA as donor. The record is from RefSeq and is a predicted model, not a curated record. Lineage: Eukaryota; Viridiplantae; Streptophyta; Magnoliopsida; Rosales; Rosaceae. Gene Ontology annotation, biological process: L-arginine biosynthetic process.
AUGGCCGCCACCUUCCUCGCCACCCACUGCCACGUCACCUCCACCGCCGCCCACUCUCCCUCCCUCCGCCGAUUUUCUCUCGCCGCAGCCGUCAAGCCCUCCCGGCUGGCGAUGGUAAAUAGCCGGCCGGCGAAGGGCAGAAUCAGAAUGUCGCACAGGGCCAAUGCCGCUGGGUUCGGGCCGGUGAUGGAGGAGAGCGAGAGCGACGGCGAGCACUAUAACUCGAUGGAGGACGAGCAGUUCGUGCGGUGGUUCCGGGAGGCUUGGCCUUACCUCUGGGCUCACCGCGGCGCUACUUUUGUCGUCAUCAUCUCCGGCGAAAUCGUCAACAGCCCUCACCAUCUUGACCCUAUUCUAAAGGAUAUUGCUUUUCUUCAUCACCUGGGGAUCAAGUUUGUUCUUGUUCCAGGCACCCAUGUCGAAAUCGAUACACUUUUGGCUCAGAGAGGCAAGAGUCCGAAGUUUGCUGGUCAGUAUAGAGUGACGGAUGCAGAUUCUCUAACAGCUGCAAAGGAAGCUGCUGGGAAGAUUACCAUGGAUAUAGAGGCAAAGCUCUCGCCGGGGCCCUCCAUAUGUAAUGUUCGUCGGCAUGGUGAUAGUAGUCGCUGGCAUGAAGUUGGUGUCAGCGUAGCAAGUGGUAACUUUCUUGCAGCUAAGAGGAGAGGAGUUGUUGCUGGUGUUGAUUAUGGGGCAACAGGAGAGGUUAAGAAGGUAGACAUGGUUCGGAUGCGUGAGAGGCUUGAUGGCGGUUGUAUUGUGCUACUGAGCAACCUUGGCUAUUCGAGCUCUGGAGAAGUUUUAAAUUGCAACACGUAUGAAGUUGCAACAGCCUGUUCCUUGGCUAUUGAAGCAGAUAAGCUUAUCUGCAUAAUAGACGGUCCCAUUCUUGAUGAGAGUGGACGUCUGAUUCGUUUCUUGACUCUUGAAGAAGCAGACAUGUUGAUUCGUCAGCGGGCUAUGCAAAGUGAAAUAGCCGCCAACUAUGUGAAAGCUGUUGACGAAGAAAAUCUCCAUUAUCUUGGACGUGAUAAUGGACAUUUUCUAAAGGAAAAACAUAUUCCAAGGUUUAACAAUGGUGUUGGUUUUGAGAAUGGCAAUGGAUUAUGGUCUGGUGAACAAGGUUUUGCAAUAGGAGGUCAUGAGCGGCAAAGUCGAUUAAGUGGUUAUCUCUCGGAAUUGGCUGCUGCAGCAUUUGUUUGCAGGGGAGGUGUUCAAAGAGUUCAUCUGUUAGACGGCACUAAAGGGGGAGUAUUGUUAUUGGAAUUAUUUAAACGAGAUGGAAUGGGGACUAUGGUGGCCAGUGAUGUUUAUGAAGGAACUCGGAUGGCGAGGGUGUCAGACCUAUCUGGAAUAAGACAAAUCAUACGACCUUUAGAAGCAGCUGGCACAUUGGUUACGAGAACUGAUGAAGAGCUACUUAAAGCAUUGGAUUGCUAUGUUGUUGUCGAAAGAGAAGGUCAAAUUAUUGCAUGUGGUGCUUUAUUCUCUUUCCGAGAGGAGAAAUGUGCAGAGGUGGCUGCUAUUGCAGUUUCUCCCGAUUGCCGUGGACAAGGACAAGGAGAUAAAUUACUUGAUUACAUGGAGAAGAAGGCAUCUUCUCUUGGAUUGGAAAAGCUUUUCUUACUAACAACCCGAACUGCAGAUUGGUUUAAGAGACGUGGAUUUUCUGAAUGUUCAAUAGAAUCAAUACCAGAGAAGCGGAGAGAAAAAAUUAAUUUGUCCCGUAGAUCCAAGUACUAUAUGAAGCAGCUGAUACCUGAUACUAGUGGAAUUACUGUUGAUAGGGUGGUGGACUCUUAAGGCUCUCAUAUGAGUCAUAUCCCUGCGACAUGUUUGGGUUUUUUGCUUUUGAGUCCCAAUCCACUGUCUUCCUUUAGGUACUUUCAGAAAAACUGCUAGUAUAAUGAAUUACGUUUCUGAUGACAAGUAAUUCGAGGAGUUUCCUCGAGUAAAAAGUAAUGGAUUAUUCUGAAAAAGUUAUGAAAAGAGAAAGUAGGAUGUGAUGCAUUUCCACAUACAAAUCUUGGCUGAACUUGGCUGUCUUAAUCUCGAGGUUAAGUCUUGAAGAUUAUCGAUAUGGAACCUAUAAACCCAAAGAAUUGAAGAACUUCCCAUUUGGGCCAUAUGUCUAAAAGUGGAGACAAUUUGUCCUACAUUGUUAAGUUUCAUACGAUAACAUCUUUUUAUUU